Messenger RNA from Pichia kudriavzevii, 972 nucleotides. RefSeq lists its product as uncharacterized. Lineage: Eukaryota; Fungi; Ascomycota; Pichiomycetes; Pichiales; Pichiaceae. The record is from RefSeq and is a predicted model, not a curated record. Gene Ontology annotation, cellular component: cytosol. Gene Ontology annotation, molecular function: S-methyl-5-thioadenosine phosphorylase activity. The transcript has a single exon. Bases 1 to 972 code for a protein of 323 amino acids. Gene Ontology annotation, biological process: nucleoside metabolic process.
AUGUCUCUCCCACAUACCUUUGACGAACCUGUUCCUCUGGCUGUUAUCGGAGGCACCGGGUUGUACAAACUAGACUCCUUGGAGCCUGUUGCUAAACUCACCAUCUCCACGCCUUGGGGCCAACCAUCGUCUCCAAUAACCAUUUCGAAGACAGCGACUGGACUACCGAUUGCCUUUCUUGCCAGACAUGGCCAAACCCAUGACCUGCUACCUACAGAUGUUCCAUCGCAGGCAAAUAUUGCAGCGUUGAAAUCUUUAGGUGUCAAGAUCAUCAUUGCAUUCAGUGCAGUUGGUUCAUUGCAGGAACAUAUUCGUCCUCGUGAUUUUGUUAUUCCGAACCAGGUCAUCGAUAGAACUAAGGGUAUCAGAAAAUCUACCUUUUUCGAAAGAGGUUUUGUUGCACAUGCAGGGUUUGGUGAUCCAUUUGAUAAUAGGAUUGCAAAGAUUAUUGCUGAGACAUGUGAGAAUUGUUUGGUCAAUGAGGACGGUGUAGCGGACAAGAAACAUAGACUCCACUCGAAAUACACCGAUGGAAAGGACUUAACUUUGAUUUGUAUGGAAGGCCCUGCAUUUUCAACUAGGGCAGAAUCGAAAUUGUACAAGUCCUGGGGCGGUUCGGUCAUUAAUAUGUCAUGUAUUCCUGAAUCCAAGCUAGCAAGAGAAGCUGAAAUUUCCUAUCAAAUGAUUUGUAUGUCUACUGACUAUGACGCCUGGAGGGAAGAUGAAGAACCAGUGACUGUGGAGACUGUUGUCGGUAAUCUCAAUGCAAAUUCCAGAAAUGCACACAUCAUUGCCGAAAAAUUGAUUGAAGUCUUGGAGCCAAAGAUUAAGUCAGGUGAAAUCGGCAAUGAUUUGCAAGGUUCUAUGAAAAUGGCCAUUUCCACUGCACCUCAUGGUAGAGACAAGAAGGUUAUGGAAAAAAUGCAUUAUUUGUUCCCAGGCUAUUGGCCCUUGGAUGAAUCUACUAGAUAA